UCAGGCCCAAAUUUCGUGUACGACGCAGCAUGGUAUAGGAAGCAUGCAUGUGUGCAUAGCGCAUCUACCAUUGAUCUACACUGAUCUAGUACAUGACACAUUGGCGUCAUUGUACUAUUGUAGUGAAAUAAUUAGUCGUUAAAAAGGCAUAACAAAAAAUAGCAAUUUGAGCACUAGCAACCAAGUUUCUGGGAUCGAAAUUGAGCCUGUUUUAAGGACCUACCGAGGAAAUCAUCGGCAUGACCUCAUUCAAAGUGAACGUGAAGUGGGGCAAGGAGAAGUUCACCGACAUUGAGUGCAGCCUAGAUGAGUCCCCAGAUGUGUUUAAAGCACAGAUCUUUGCUCUGACAGGAGUUCAACCUGAGCGACAGAAGGUCAUGUUGAAAGGCGCAACUCUCAAGGAAGCUUGGUCUGGGUUUAAGGUUAAAAAUGGCAUAACUUUUCUUGUCAUGGGAUCAGCAGAGGCACUUCCUGAAGCUCCAAGCGAGAAGACGCUUUUCAUGGAAGAUAUGACAGAGGAGCAACUUGCAAGUGCUUUUGAGCUGUCAGCUGGCCUGGCGAACCUUGGUAACACAUGCUACUUGAACUCCACAGUGCAGUGUCUACACAGCAUUCCAGAGCUUAGAGACUCAUUGAAAAGGUUUGAUGGGCAUAUCAAUCCAUCUAUGGUGAGUGUGCAGCCAGCUGAGUCCAUCACAGCAGCCAUGAGGGAGCUAUUCAGUGCUAUGGAAAAGGCUACUGAUGGAAUCCAACCAAUAUUCCUGUUACAGCUACUUCACCUGGCCUUCCCACAGUUUGCAGAGAAGACUGAGCAUGGUGUCUUGCAACAGCAGGAUGCAAAUGAAUGCUGGGUUCAGUUGGUACGCUUGUUACAACAACAGUUGACUGUGAAUACAAACGGAGAAAACCAACCAACAGACGGUGCCUCAGCAUCCAAAAAAGGCUUUAUUGACCAGUACUUUGGCGGAAAGUUUGACAGCAGUCUUAAAUGUGUAGAAGCUCCAGAGGAAGAGGCAAGCAAGUCAACAGAGCAGUUUCUGCAGUUGAGCUGUUUCAUCUCUCAGGAUGUCAAGUACCUUCACACAGGACUCAAAAAUAGACUAACAGAAAAUAUUGAAAAACAUUCACCAUCUUUGGAAAGAAAUGCACAGUACAUCAAAGAGUCCCGGAUCAGUCGUCUUCCUGCUUAUCUACCGAUUCAGAUGGUGAGAUUCUACUAUAAGGAGAAGGAGAACAUUAAUGCCAAGAUCUUGAAGGAUGUGAAAUACCCCAUGGUCCUAGAUGUAUUUGACCUUUGUACCAAAGAGCUUCAAGAAAAGUUAGUUCCAAUUCGUCUGAAGUUUAAGGAGAUGGAAGACAGGAAGCUGGAAGAAGCACAGAAGGCUAAGCAAGCAGGAAUGAAGCAGCCAACACUACCUGUAGAAGAGUCUGUCAAACUACUCGCCUAUGAUUUCCCUGAUGAUAUUGGUAGUAACAACAGUGGUUACUAUGAGCUGCAAGCUGUGCUAACUCAUCAGGGCAGAUCCAGCUCUUCUGGUCAUUACGUUGGAUGGGUCCGAAAGAAAGGAGAGGAAUGGAUCAAAUUUGACGAUGACAAUGUUACUCCAGUCACAUCUGAAGAUGUUCUCAAGUUAUCUGGAGGAGGCGAUUGGCCCUGUGCUUAUGUACUCUUAUAUGGACCACGAAGAUUAGAAGAACCUCCCCAAGAAGAUGAACCGAUGCCAGAAAAAUAAGAUUCAGUACAUCUCAUCCAGUCCUUUAUAUCUCAUAAUCUGUUUCCUAAAUAAAACAGGGAAUAUGGAAAGUGACGAAAGUCACUCCAGUUGUAUCAUCCCAAAACCCAACACAUUCAGAGCUGAUGCACCCUGAUUUGAAUUAAUAUUCUAUAUAUAUAUCUCAUAAAAAAAUUAAUGGGAAACAAUUCAGGUGCGAUCUUGACCUGUUUGAGGGUUACUGCUUUCCACAUUAUAUCAGUGCCUGCUUUGAUUAGGUGUAGUUUCGGGAAGUUUUGGUGAUUCUAGAGACCAAUGAAUUUGAAGUUGCUAUUCCCUCCAUGUUUUCAGGUUUUCGAGAAAUACAGUUUGUUUUGAAACUGCAACUCACAAGGUAUUCACAUUUGAAUGAGACGUCAAACAUGAAAGUACAAAUGUACACCCGUAUUGAGUUAUAUACAUGGAAUAUUUUAUUUUUCAAAUUUUGGUUAUUUGCGGCCCUACAAUCAUUCAAGCACAAUCAACCCACAAAUAAAAAACAUUACAAAACAAUUGAAACCAAAAGCAUACUUUCAGAGUGUAAAAAAGAUCCGGGUCUCUCUCCCCCCCCCCCCCCCCCCCCCCCAUUUUACUAAAAGAUGCAAAUGGAAAAGUCGUAAGAUAUAAAUAUAAUAGAUGAAGAGGAAGGGUACAGCAACUUAAAACUUGAGGAGAAAAUUGGUACAAAACCUGUCAUUUUUAGCAAUGUUGUCCACCAAUUUGACAAUAUUUUUCAUCCGUUUGAAGAAAAUCAUUUUGAAAGCAUCCCCACUUCAUGGUUUUAUGGCAUUAAUUGGGAUAAAAGGUAGAUGAUUUGUUUCCCAUAUGAAUCUGCAAUUAUGAAUUGUGGGCUACGAUCAUAAAAUUGCUACACUGCUUCCCUCCAGUUGACAUCAUGAAGAAGUCAAUCUGCCAGCAAUUCGCGACCAGAAAUGAUGCACCCUUUCUCCAACAAUGUUGUAUUUGUUUACCGCUUUUACUGCAAGCUCCACCCACAGCUUUGCUGACAAAUGUAUGUGCUGACAAUAAUUAUUUGACUGCAUAAUACUAAAAUGAACGAUUACAGUAAGCCCCUUCACAUCUAAUGUGCUUUCGACAAAUGUUUAUUUCAUUGUGCACUUUUGUUUUGGACUAGUGAGGGUUUAUUCUGACUAUAUAGGGGCAUCCCUAUGGUUCUUUGAUAAUGUUGAUAAGAGACAACACUCUCACAUCUUCUUGGAUUGUAGUGGUUGCUGCAUGCACCAUACUUCAAGUAUAAUGGAUAUAAUUCUUUCCGUAGCUUUUCAAAUAAACAUAGAUUGAUUGCCUGAAUUUGAUACUCUUUUUUUUUUCAUAAUUUUUCUUGGUUUGCUUUGUUAGUAGGGGUUCCAGACAGGGUCGGCGGUAAUUUAAAAAAAAAAAAAAAUUUCCUUGGUCCACAGCUCAAAAUAGGGUUGGUCAGAAGUGAGAACCUUUCCCCUCGCACUCAAUCAGUAUCAUUAUUUCUAUGAUAGCAGCAAAUAUGCUGGCAUAUACGCUUGUGUAUUCAACAUUGAAACAAGAAAUGGGGAUCAUUUAUCCAUGUAGAUCCCUCCAAUAACAGUGAAGAUUUUGCAUUAUCAAUAUGUAUGAAUGCAUGUCAAGAUUAUGGACGUAAUCCAUGCAUAACAUUUGUGAUAAAACAAGAAUUGAAAGGAACUGUUUUUGAUGAACAAAAUGCUGAACGACUGGGGUUGGUACUCAUUCAGUGUCUUUAACAGUUUAUUAUGUUACAUUAAAACAAAGAUAGAUUGA
Patiria miniata (bat star) is the source of this 3524-nucleotide messenger RNA. Its product is annotated as ubiquitin carboxyl-terminal hydrolase 14-like. Gene Ontology annotation, biological process: regulation of proteasomal protein catabolic process; protein deubiquitination; proteasome-mediated ubiquitin-dependent protein catabolic process. Gene Ontology annotation, molecular function: protein binding; cysteine-type deubiquitinase activity; proteasome binding. The record is from RefSeq and is a predicted model, not a curated record. The transcript is spliced from 13 exons. Lineage: Eukaryota; Metazoa; Echinodermata; Asteroidea; Valvatida; Asterinidae. The coding region runs from base 240 to 1733 and encodes 497 amino acids.